CUGCAGUGGCACCACUAAGGAUGGGUGCAGGCAGCUCUCCCAUGUGCCUCUCUCUCGCCUCAUUCAAGGGAAUGAGGAGCCGGCUGGACAGACCAUUACUCUGGGCUAUUUUUCUUUCUACUGCACUUCAGAACGCUGCAGUGGAUUGUAAGAGGGUGAGAACAAACGAUUUACCUUCUCCAAAGCUGAACUCAAGUAUGAAUGUGGUCAGCCUGGGCCAGAAUGUAUCUCUGUCUUGUUCCAGCAAGAACACAUCAGUGAAUGUCACCUAUUCGCUAUUUUUGGGUAGGAAACACCUACAAACCAAGAAAAGUGCGCAAACUGUGACUUUUUACCUGAAGAUCUCUAAUACCGACGAAACAGGCCCCUACAAAUGCAAAACCAAUGAUUCCAGUGGGUCGAAAUACAGUCAGGAUUUCAACUUCACCAUCGCCCAAGAGAGCUGCCCUUCAUGUCUGCUGUCACGGCUGCUGCCUGCAGCGUUACUGGGGCUGCUGGUAAUAAUCCUAGUUCUGGUUUUCUUCAUUCGAACAAAGUACAAAAGAGGAAAAGCUCAGAGAGCGAGCGAGUCCAAGAGUUCUGGAGAUGCAGUCACGCAAGGCGAGCUGUAUGCAAACGUCUGUGAGACUCAGACAGAGGCAGGACAACCCCAGGAGCUACACUAUGCCACUCCAGUCUUCAAGGAGGUGGUACCCAGGGAACAAGGUGAGCCAUGAUGGGGACAAGAGAUGCUUUUGGAAUGAGACAAGAGUCCCUGCGACAUCACUGUGAGCAGGGACUUUGUAUCUGGGAUAUGGGGACCCCAGGUGCCCAGAAAGUCAACAGUAACCAAUAACAGCUCCCACAAAUAUGUCAGGUGCUGAGGCUGGAGGAGAAAAAGACAAGGUAGAGACUGUCUUCUAAAUACUUCCAAGACAGGCUGGAGAGAUGACUUGUCCCUCCCAGAGGACCUGCGUCCACUUCCCACGCUCAAGUCAGGCAGCUCACGACCGCCUGUAACUUCAGCACCUGGCCUCCAAGGGCACCUGUGCCCACGUGUGCAUACACCCCUCACAUGCACG
This is a messenger RNA of Alexandromys fortis (reed vole), 1061 nucleotides long. RefSeq names its product mast cell immunoglobulin like receptor 1 (gene Milr1). Bases 21 to 716 code for a protein of 231 amino acids. The transcript is spliced from 6 exons. NCBI's taxonomy places the organism in Eukaryota, Metazoa, Chordata, Mammalia, Rodentia, Cricetidae. The record is from RefSeq and is a predicted model, not a curated record.